UGCUAGAUAGAGACUCACGCCUAUUUAGAUAACUGUAGAAGUAUUUUAGAAGCUAAAUAACUUCCUAGCCGAAGUAUAACCUUUUAAAUUAUACAAUGGAAUCUCUUGUAUAAUUUAGAAGGUUAUAUCAUAUUUGAUCAAACCUUCUGUGGACGUGUCGCAUAUGGCGCAGUCGGAGGGCCUCGGUAAAAUCUCGUGAGAUGCCUAUCCGUAACAGUGGCUCAAACUGACAGCUGGAAGAUCGUGAAGCAGGAGUGGCAGAUCAUGUAAGGGCACUUUGGCUAGAUAGCAAAGCUUGACAAUUUACAAGAGACAAGUUGCUAAAGACACAUUAAAAGAGUUGACAGAAUAGGCAGAAGAAGGAAGAGCAGCGGGGGAGGGGGUGGGAAAACAAAAGGCGGUAUGACACGACCUCCUAAUAAUGACAACCUUAUGACUUUCAAGUUAGUCGUAGUUGGUGAUGGAGGUGUUGGAAAGAGCGCACUCACCAUACAGUUCUUUCAAAAGUUAUUUGUCACUGAUUAUGAUCCCACCAUCGAAGACAGUUACAUUCAACAUACAGAGGUAGAUAAACAAUGGUGCAUUCUAGAUGUGCUAGAUACAGCUGGUCAAGAAGAAUUUAGUGCCAUGCGUGAACAAUACAUGCGCAAGGGUGAUGGGUUUCUGUUAGUGUAUUCCGUGACUGACAAACAGUCGUACGAGAAUAUCAUGAAUUUUUAUACCCAAAUACUUAGGGUAAAAGAUAGAGAUGUGUAUCCAAUGCUUCUGGUAGCCAACAAAGUUGACUUGGUACAUUUGAGAAAAGUUACAGAGGAACAGGGAAGGGAGUUGGCGCAUCGUUUGGGUAUACCUUACAUUGAAACUUCUGCCAAAGAUCCGCCGUUAAAUGUAGACGCAGCAUUUCACGAGGUUGUUCGUAUAAUCAGAAAUCAACCUCCGGCCGAACUGGAAAAGAACCGGCGGAAACGGAGACGUUCAGGGAAAUGUAAUAUUUUGUAAAUGUUGAAAAUAUCAUGCAAGUAUCGGAGGUUGCGGUACGAUCACGCAUCGUCUUUCCGAAAAGUCACUUUUCCUUACAAAAGUGAAACAUACCUGCCAAAACGAAAAAAAAAAAAAGAAACAAACAGAAUGGGUCGUCUGACUUCCAUCGUAUAUAGGUUACUAUGACUCGUUUUUCUUUUUCUUUUUUCAUUCACGUAUAAUUUCAUAGUAUUAAUGAACGUCGAACGAUUGAUAUCCCAUCCCUGUAUAAUAAGUGUACAAAAUAGUAACGAUAAGUCAUGCAUCGAUCGAACGAAAAACAAUGCCAACUAUCUCCAAGGAUGCGACUAGAUUUUUUAAAAGAAAACUAAUUCAGCAUCGGUUUAAGACUAAAAAAAAAGAGAGAGAAUAUAGAAAAAUUCGUCGGAGAUAUCGACUGUUCAUCGUCUUGAUAAUACGAGACCGCCAUCUCUAUACGCGCGUACACAUCAAUUUUCUACCAUCGACUAAACACUAUGGAAUUGAGCGUUUUUUAUUGCACGAUGCAUACAUAAUUCUAUAGAAAAUCUUUUUACUUCUUCGCGUAAGAUCUCGUCAUGAAGUGACUAUAAUGGUUUCGUAUACCGACUCAGCUAAUUUUUUAAACAGCAGUCGAGAAUCAUAGCUUUAAGCGUAUUUAUUCGUAUUUCAUUAAAUUAAACGUUUUCGUCUUCUGACAUUAUUUUCUUGUUGUGAUAUAUUCUAUGACGCGCACAUAGUCUCCUCGGAACAAAUAUUUUUAAAACUUUCGUACUACAAUUUUUUUUCUUUUGUUUUCAUAUAUUUCACGUGAAUACUUUUUAUAUUAACCUCUUGCGCUGCCAACAUUUCCUCGUAUUUGAUAGUUAGUGAUACAAACAGCUUCUAAUAUUUGUUCUAUCACAGCUAGUUCGCACUUAGAAAAAGAGUAUUUUUUAGUUUUUAUUAUAUUUUCUUCUCAAAAUAAUUUAUUACUUACGCGUAUCGCGCGACAUUUUCAACUCCCGAAGAAAAAUCUCUCGACGCCCGUGGCAUGUAAUAACAGUGCACGAGGUUAAUGCAUCUACAUAUAAUUUAUAGUACAAACUUGUUGUAUUGAAUUUUUUUUCCAACGACGUUUAAAAUUGUUAUGUCAACGAAUUUCGGUUCCAUCAGUGAUGUGCAUAUGAGGCGUUCGAAGCCUAACAAGUAAUUAAUAUUCUGAAUCAAGAAUAAAGUAUUCGAUGCGAGGCAAUAUUGCCUCUGGUAUUAGAUUAUCGGCUUUCGUGCAUACAGAGGUCUGAUGUAAAACAUCUAUCACGAUUCGAAUUUUCGAAGUAGUACAUACGUAAAAUAUUGAUUUUAGAUGGCCAGCGCCGCAAGACUAGUGCAUUAUUAAAUAGCUCGCAAGGGAAGUUGGGCAAUUGAUACGCGCCGACAAAUUUGAAUUUUUUUCCAGAAAUAAAAUUCAUGGGAACCUAAUCGCAGUGCCCUUUUCCAUUUUUACCCGAAAACAGUUUCAGGUGUGGAAACACCGCUUUGAAAUAAUUCUGGUUAUUCAUUUAUAUUUAUCUGAAAACGUAAGAGAUAUCGAUACAAUUUAAUUGUUUUCAACAUUCUAUAACACCGUGGUAAGAAAUUAAAAAAAAAAAAACAUUAAUUUUGAUCAUAUUUCCUUCACCAUGAAUCUUUCCACCAUCAGCUGCAUAAAGAUUGUGUUCGCGAUUUUGUGGGUGCUCCAUACUGUACAACUUUCGUCUAACCAAUUUUUUUCUAUCUGUUAUCAACUUUGAGUUAGUGUGCAAUAUAGAUACGUAUCCUUUAUUGUGUACUGAAUGGAUAAAAAUUUCGGUCAGAAUCCUCGACUGAAAUUUGAGAAAAUCAUAACACUUGAUUGGGUAAAAAAAAAAAGUUAUACAUGUCGAAUUGAGUAAUCUCCUCCUUUAUGAAGUCGGUUAAUGAAUUUCAACGGGAAACAGUGUGUUUUUGGGACGAAUUUAACAAAAAAUAUAAAACUAUCGGAAAAGUAUUUUAUAGCUCUUUUUGGACGGAAAUAUACGUAAAAAGUUACCUUAUCUUCCACAAUUCGUAGUUCUCCCAAUUUACAAAAAUGGAAAAAAGAUUUUCUUAAGAAUUUGAAAGUAAUCGCCUGUUGAAAAACAUUUAAUCUUGUAUCUAAAAUUUGUUCAAUACCUUUAAUGAUACCAGAGAUAUUAGCAAAAAUAUAAAUAACCUGAGUUUAUUAUUUUGAAGGAAUCUCUUAAAAUCGUCUUUGAAUAAAAAUGGAAAAAUUCACUGCAAUUGGGUUCCCAUGUACUUCAUUUCUGUCAACAUACAAUUUUUUCGCCGUGUAUCAAUCACCGAACUUCCCUUGUCAGUUUUAUUUAGGAGUUGUGCAAUAAACAAAGUAUUGCUUUCGUAACAAGUACAAAAUUUUAUUAGUAGCGUGUUAUUUCGUGUUCGCUAAUGUUUAAUUUGAAACUUUCGAAUUCUAUCAAAUACAAAGCCUGAACUUCGAUUAUGUCAGACCUUUUUAUAUAUAUUAAAGAAAAUGAUGCCAUGGCCUAUAUUAGUAUUUAAAUGUAACAAAAUAAUUAAAAAACGAAUUAAACAAAAUAUGUGACCUACUCCGAAGCAAGGUGACUCAUGGGUUGAGAUCAUGAUUUUUAGUGGAAACAAAUUAUACGAAAUAAUUUAAAAAAAAAAAAAACAAUGAUUCUCCUUGGCAUUUCGGAUAAAUCGAGUCUUAUUCGAUCUAAAACGCAGUCCUCUUCGGGUUAAUGCAAUGUAGGGUCUAGAACAAAUUUUAUACUAAACGAGAGUUAAAACAAACAAGUGUAAGUGGUAUAAUAUGCAACGCAAAUAAAAUUUAAAAAAAAAUACGAAUGGGAAAGGAAAGAAACGUACGAAUGUCUAUAAAAAUUUGAUUGUUAAUAUAAUAUAAUAUGGCUAAGUACAUACCCGGACAACGAUCCGUUAGUAAGUAAAAUGAGUUCGAAUUUUGCUGUGAUUGUCAAGGAAAGUCAUUGUCUUUUAAUAAUACUCCGAUCAUUUUCCACGCGUUAAUUUUUCAAAAAUGAACAAAAUAAUGGAUGCCAAAAAAUUGUUUUUGUCUAUAUGGUGUUUCCCUUGGGAGCAGGUCACAUACACGGGGAUGAAAGUCGUAGCGGGGAGAUUAAUUUUUUUUUUUUCUAAUUUUGAGAAAAACCUUUUCCUUCAACGAACUUGAAUGUAUAGAUUACAUCUAUGCGUACUAGUAAAUACUUUAAAUAAAUUUUUCUUUGUAUCGCUAUGGUUUUUAUCCCCUAUGUACGUUUAAAAGUACAUUCUAACGCGAGUGCGCGUGUAAAUAACUCGAGUGACUCGUGAAACUUAUCGAUAAAACGAAAUAGUAUAAGGAACGUUCCACUCGUUGCCGCGCGCUUUAGUAAUAAUUAGUUCGAGUUAUUUACAGUAUGCAAAGUAUGCACGAUAACGCGAGAUAGUAGGAGAGGGUUUACAAUUCGCUCCGAGAUUGUUGUUUACAGUUGUUUCCGUAGCGGGUCGUGUUUUUAAUUUUCAUUUUUCACCUUUGUGCCGAAACUUUUCGAGCUUUUAUUUUACUCGACGGGGUUCAAUUAACGAUAUCACGUAUUAGCAUACGCACAAAGUGCUUUUCCUACGUGUAGGACACAGUGGGAAACUGAAUAGUAAUUUUAAACGGUACGAUACGAUACGUAAAACGUGCACAAAACGUGUUUGGCGAGAUCGAGUAAUUCUAACAGUGAAAUAUAUUUGCCUUGAGAUAGAAAUAUAAUCUGUAUUAUCAACGAGUGAAGGCUAUCGACGGAAUUUGUGUAGUUGCCAUACGUAGGAAGCUUCGAUUAUUAUUUUUUUUUUAAUAGCGCGAAUGUGUCGACGUAUUUUAUAUUGGAUGAUAAAUCGAAUGUUCGAUAGCGUUCGUCGUUAUCAACAUAGACACGUUUGUCCGUGCGCAACGAAAUAUUACCGAGUUAAGAACGAAACACUAAAACGAUGCAUUUUGCUCCGUUGAUACUUUUGUUUGCUAGUAAAGAGGUUCGUGAAAUCGUGAACCGUUAUUUUAGCCAAUUAUAUUCUCGCAGAUUCGAAGAAAGCUCAAUGCGUAGUUUAAAAUUGCACCGCACAAUUAAACGAAUAACGAUUGUAUAAAUUUAACCGAAACGAUCGCACGGUAUAGCGAAAUUAUAAUUUCGUAUGGGGUUUACUCUAGAGAUGGGCGAAAUUUAAAGAAAUUCUAUCUGUUAUUAUAAUAGAUCUAUUUAUUCGUUCCAAGAAUAUUUAUUCGGCGAAUAAGGAUGCCUUAAUCCUUUCAAUCGUCGAGAAAAGAAAGCGUCUUUAUUCGAAUAGAUCUAUUCGAAAGCUUCGAAUACACUUCGGUUAGAAAUUCAGGUAAAGAAGAAAACCGUACUGUAAGCUGGAUUGAAUGAAACAAGUAACUUUAUUCGAUGAAUAAAUCAUUUCGAAAGCUUCGAGUGAACUUUGAAUGAAAAUUCAUGUAAAGCUGAUAACAUUAUUUUAAGCUGCAGACGAAUCGUUUGGCGAAUGAAUAAAGUAUCUUUAUUCGUAGAAUGGAUCUAUUCGAACGCUUCGAAUAAAAAUUCAAAUAAAAGUGUAAACCUCACUUCAAGCUGGAAAGGGUAUCUUUAUUCGUCAAAUAAACACAUUUAUUCGUUAUAGGUUGAAACCUUCGAAUUAGCGAUAAAAAUAAAAUAUCUUCGUUCGAUG
Hylaeus anthracinus is the source of this 5724-nucleotide messenger RNA. RefSeq names its product ras-related protein M-Ras-like. Gene Ontology annotation, molecular function: GTP binding; GDP binding; GTPase activity. Gene Ontology annotation, cellular component: plasma membrane. Lineage: Eukaryota; Metazoa; Arthropoda; Insecta; Hymenoptera; Colletidae. Gene Ontology annotation, biological process: signal transduction. Bases 403 to 999 code for a protein of 198 amino acids. The transcript is spliced from 5 exons. The record is from RefSeq and is a predicted model, not a curated record.